Molecule: messenger RNA, 1323 nt
Organism: Eremomyces bilateralis CBS 781.70
Lineage: Eukaryota; Fungi; Ascomycota; Dothideomycetes; Eremomycetales; Eremomycetaceae
Exons: 1
Cellular component (GO): catalytic step 2 spliceosome
Source: RefSeq, a predicted model, not a curated record
AUGGCGUCUUCCCCAUCAAAAGCGCUCAUGAAGCGCUCCGCUCCCUCCGAACUCACCACCAUGCCCCCACCACCUACUAAACGAAUAAAGCGGCCAUCCACCGUCCUACCCGAAGACACCUACACCGACGCUCUCUCUCAUAUCAUCAAGCGAGAUUUCUUCCCCGGGCUGCUAGAAACAGAAACACAGCAGGAGUUCCUGGAUGCGGUGGAGUCGCGGGAUCGAGAAUGGAUCCUCGAUGCGCAGGGACGGUUGGAGACCCUCAUGACGCCGCGGGCGGAUGGGAGACGGGUCGUGGGGAGAAGAGGUGUGAGCAUGACCCCGGUGAAUGAUGGGAUUGCUGGGGAGACGCCGGUAGGGUGGACGGGGGCGACUCCGACUCCAAUAGCGAGCCGUACGCCAUCCCGGGACGCUGCCGACAGGAAACCCGAACAACCUGAAGUCGACCUGAAUCUCAGCCUUGACGCAUUCAUGGCGAAAUAUACCUCCGAAGACAACGAAUCGUUUAACGCCCUCCUCGAUAAGCAGAACACCAAGCACGCGGAGAAAUACAGAUGGCUCUACGCAGGCAACAAGAUCCCCUCCACUCGCCAACUCGAAUACUGCAAACAACAAGCAUCCCUCCCCCCUUCUUCCACCUCCCAAUCCCUCAUCCGCCUCUCCCACGCUCCCGACACCCGCCCCGCCGCCCCCACCACCCGCCGUGAAAACCCAAAGAACACCCUCAUGUUCCCUCCCGACGCUGUCGAACCCACCACCGCACAAGCCGCCGCCUCCGCGUCCCGCGCUGCGCCAAAGUCCGUAUCCUACUCAAACACCCGCAUGCCCGACCCAAUGCUGCCGUCGUCUCACGUGCCCAUACCCCCGAGUCCGAGCAUUUCGGCCGUGCGGGACGCGUUGGCAGGGCGGGAGAGGCGGACAGAGACAGAGGCGGGGUCAGCAGUAGAUGGUGGGGGCGGAGAGACACCCAGGGUAGGGGGAUAUGCGUUUGUGGAUGCGGAGGCGACGGAGGCGGAGGUUGCUGCUGCGGCAGGGGGAGUGGCGGGGGAUGAGGAUGCGCGCACGAGUGCGUUGUUAGCGCGGUUAAGGAGCGGCGCGGAUGGUGGGAGAAACCCGUUUACGAUUAACGAAGCGAGUAGGAGGGAGGCGUUGCAUCAUCGGCUUGUGGAGAAGGCGAAGGAGAAGGAGAAGGGGGUGGAGGGGAGAGGUGCGGAGGGACGGACGCCUGGGACGCCGGGGACGCCGAGAGGGAAUUUGACGCCAGCGGGGGAGAGGUUGUUGAGGGGGAUGAGGACGCCGAGGAGGGAGGCGUUUGAGGGGAGG